Sinocyclocheilus grahami is the source of this 891-nucleotide messenger RNA. It is a transcript of the gene dtwd2, whose product is annotated as DTW domain containing 2. The coding region runs from base 24 to 875 and encodes 283 amino acids. Lineage: Eukaryota; Metazoa; Chordata; Actinopteri; Cypriniformes; Cyprinidae. The record is from RefSeq and is a predicted model, not a curated record. The transcript has 6 exons.
AUACACCGAAGGGAUAUGAAACGAUGAACACACAGUUUAAUAAAGAUACAGUAGAAGAAAUGAACGAGGAUGAUGACGAAGACGAGGAAGAAACGAGGGAGAGAGAGGAAGAUGAUGGCGAUGAUGAAGGGUUUUUAGUGCUGUCGGAGCUACCCGUAGAGAAGAGCGAGAGACGCCCGACCUGCCGCCGAUGCUGUCGUCCGCUGAAGGUGUGUCUGUGUCCGUAUCUCCCGCCGUGUCCUCUAGACGUCUCCACGUGUCUCUACAUCGUGCAGCAUCCGGCUGAGGAGAGUCGGGUUCUGCGCACGGUUCCGCUCCUGGCAGCGUGUCUCCCGCCGGGAAAGUGCCGUGUUUUCAUCGGGAGGCGUUUCUCUGAAGAGAGGUAUCCGGAGCUGGCGGCUGUGUGUAAAGACGCUCACACGCUGCUGCUGUAUCCCGGAGCCGCUGCAGAGAAUCUGGAGGAUCUGAGCACUGAUUUCACCUCGACGGCCCACAGCGUGAUCCUGAUCGACGGCACCUGGAGUCAGGCUAAAGACAUGUUCCUGAGGAACGCACUGCUGCGGCUGCCCAGACAGGUGCAGCUCCGCAGCGCCCCCUCCAGUCAGUACGUGAUCCGCACGCAGCCCACCAACAUGUGUGUGUCGACACUGGAGUGUGCAGCCGCUGCGCUCUCCAUCAUGGAGAAGAACCACAGCAUUCAGGAGGUUCUUCUCAAACCUCUUCAGGCCCUGUGCUCCUUCCAGCUGCAACACGGCGCUCAGAUCCACCACAGCAAAGAGCAUCUCAUCAAAAACGGACAGUACAACAAGAUCAUGCCCAAAAACAAGCGCAAGAUUCGCCGGAUGCAGAAACUCCUCACCAACCAGAAUAUAUGAGACGACUGCAUAUUUU